CUCGGGGGUUGCUGUUAAGAUGGCGGCGGCGGCAGGCGGCGGGCGACGGCGCUGACACGCUCUCCGUUCGCGGGGCGCAGCAGGCUCUAAAAUAGUCUGACGUAAGUGGAUUAGUGUGACUGAAGAACCAGAAGGUGUUACCCUUGACUGGCUCAGGUGAGGCAAAGGUGCCAGAACAGUGACUUGGAUAGCAGACCAGGCCAAGUAUGGAUUGGCUGUAAUUCCAGGGUCAGAAAGUAAAGCAUUUAUAAAAAUGAAAGUGGACAGAACUAAGCUGAAGAAAACGCCCACCGAGGCACCUGCAGAUUGCAGAGCCUUGAUUGACAAGCUCAAGGUUUGUAAUGAUGAACAGCUGCUGCUGGAACUUCAGCAAAUCAAAACAUGGAAUAUUGGGAAGUGUGAACUUUACCACUGGGUGGAUCUGCUAGACAGAUUUGAUGGCAUCCUGGCAGAUGCUGGGCAGACAGUGGAGAACAUGUCAUGGAUGCUGCUGUGUGACCGGCCAGAGAGAGAGCAGCUGAAAUCCUUGCUUUUGUCAGUGCUGAACUUCACCGCCCUGCUCAUAGAAUACAGCUUUUCUCGCCACUUGUACAGCUCUAUUGAGCACUUGACAACGUUGUUGGCAUCUUCUGAUAUGCAAGUGGUGCUUGCGGUGCUGAACCUCCUGUAUGUGUUCAGCAAGCGCUCCAAUUACAUCACGCGCCUUGGCUCAGACAAGAGGAUGCCUCUUCUGUCCCGCCUGCAGCACUUGGCAGAGAGUUGGGGUGGCAAAGAGAAUGGCUUUGGCUUGGCAGAAUGCUGUCGAGAUUUGCACAUGCUGAAAUACCCUCCCAGUGCAACUACACUACACUUUGAAUUCUAUGCAGAGCCAGGGGCCGAGAUCAAAGUGGACAAAAGGACUGCCAGCAACACACUACAUUAUAUUCACAUAGAACAGCUUGACAAGAUUUCCGAAAGCCCCUCUGAAAUUAUGGAAUCCCUCACCAAAAUGUACAGCAUCCCAAAAGAUAAACAGAUGCUGCUGUUUACACAUAUUCGCCUGGCCCAUGGCUUUUCCAAUCAUAAAAAGCGGUUGCAAGCUGUUCAAGCCAGGCUGCAUGCCAUUUCUAUAUUAGUGUACUCAAAUGCCUUGCAAGAGUCCGCCAACAGUAUACUAUACAACGGGUUGAUAGAGGAGCUAGUGGAUGUGCUGCAGAUAACAGACACACAGUUAAUGGACAUUAAAGCUGCCUCGUUGAGGACGUUGACUUCCAUUGUGCACUUGGAGCGGACUCCGAAACUCAGCAGUAUUAUUGACUGUACUGGAACUGCCUCCUACCAUGGGUUUUUGCCAGUCCUGGUCCGGAACUGUAUACAGGCCAUGAUUGAUCCUUCCAUGGAGCCAUAUCCUCACCAGUUUGCCACGGCACUCUUCUCAUUCUUGUACCACCUGGCAAGCUACGAUGCUGGAGGCGAAGCUCUGGUCUCCUGUGGCAUGAUGGAAGCCUUAUUGAAGGUGAUCAAGUUCUUGGGGGAUGAACAGGACCAGAUCACUUUUGUGACCCGAGCUGUCCGUGUGGUGGACUUAAUCACAAACCUAGACAUGGCAGCUUUCCAGUCUCACAGUGGCCUCUCUAUCUUCAUCUACAGACUAGAGCAUGAGGCAGACUUGUGCCGGAGGGAAUGUCCCUUUGUAAUAAAGCCAAAGAUCCAGAGACCUGCAGCUUCUGCUGUUGCUGCUACCCAAGAGGGUGAAGAGAUGGAGACAGACAUAGAAGUCUCUGAUGUGGCCAUGGAGAGCAGCCCGGGCCCUUCCGCCUCUGGAGAGCCUCAGCAGGAAGCAGCGGCGGAGGCGAGGGCCCCAAGUGCCGUCACUCCCGGCUGCAGCAGCAGUAGCACAAGCACCAUUGUCUCACCCCGAAGUGGUGUCCAGUGUAUCCCUCAGCGGGCAGCACUUCUCAAGUCUAUGUUGAACUUCCUGAAAAAGGCCAUCCAAGACCCAGCUUUCUCAGACGGCAUACGCCACGUGAUGGAUGGUUCUCUGCCUACCUCUCUAAAGCACAUCAUCAGCAAUGCAGAAUAUUACGGGCCAUCACUCUUCUUGCUUGCCACUGAAGUUGUGACAGUCUUCGUGUUCCAAGAGCCUUCACUGCUGUCCUCACUACAGGACAACGGCUUAACGGAUGUCAUGUUGCAUGCUCUCCUUAUUAAAGAUGUUCCUGCCACACGCGAAGUUCUGGGUUCUCUCCCGAAUGUCUUCAGUGCUCUCUGCCUGAAUGCUCGUGGCCUCCAAUCCUUUGUGCAGUGUCAGCCUUUUGAACGCCUCUUUAAAGUGUUGCUGUCGCCUGACUACCUCCCAGCAAUGAGGAGGCGUCGCAGUUCAGAUCCGCUUGGGGACACCGCUUCCAAUCUUGGGAGUGCUGUGGAUGAGCUCAUGAGGCACCAGCCCACACUCAAGACCGAUGCUACCACAGCCAUAAUUAAGUUACUAGAAGAGAUCUGCAACCUGGGCCGAGACCCAAAGUACAUCUGCCAGAAACCCUCCAUUCAGAAGGCGGAUGGGACAGCCACUGCUCCUCCCCCUCGCUCGACUCACGCGGCCGAGGAAGCCUCCAGUGAAGAUGAAGAGGAGGAAGAGGUGCAAGCGAUGCAGAGUUUCAAUGCCGUGCAGCAGAGCGAGGUGGAAUCCAGCCAGCAAGUGGUCGGUACAGAAGAACGGAUACCCAUUCCACUCAUGGAUUACAUCCUCAAUGUGAUGAAAUUUGUGGAGUCCAUCCUCAGCAAUAACACAACCGAUGACCACUGCCAGGAGUUCGUGAAUCAGAAGGGCCUGCUGCCCCUUGUCACCAUCUUGGGCCUGCCCAACCUCCCUAUAGACUUCCCCACCUCAGCAGCCUGUCAAGCUGUAGCUGGAGUCUGCAAAUCCAUAUUGGUAAGGAGGAGAAUACAACAUUUCCCUUUCCAGAAGACGCUCUCCCAUGAGCCCAAGGUCCUCCAGGAAGGUCUCCUCCAGCUGGACUCCAUCCUCUCUUCCUUGGAGCCUCUGCACCGGCCUAUCGAGGCCCCGGGCGGCUCAGUCCUGCUGCGAGAGUUGGCGUGUGCAGGCAACGUGGCUGAUGCCACCCUUUCCGCCCAGGCCACGCCCUUGCUCCACGCCCUCACUGCUGCCCAUGCGUACAUCAUGAUGUUUGUUCACACCUGCCGGGUGGGACAGAGUGAGAUCAGAGCCAUUUCGGUCAACCAGUGGGGCUCCCAGUUGGGACUGAGCGUUCUGAGCAAGCUGAGCCAGCUCUACUGUUCUCUCGUAUGGGAAAGCACUGUGCUGCUGUCACUCUGCACUCCAAACAGUUUGCCUUCAGGCUGUGAAUUUGGCCAGGCUGAUAUGCAAAAACUGGUACCAAAGGAAGAGAAGGCAACCCCCAAUGCCACCCCAGGAGCCAAAAAAGCAGAUGGUGAACCAGAAGCAGUAGCUGCUGGGACUGUGGAGGCCUCUGCUCAAGGGCUGCUUGAAGGAAUUGGCCUAGAUGGUGACACUCUGGCACCUAUGGAGACAGACGAGCCCAGUUCUUCUGAUCCCAAGGGGAAGUCGAAGAUCACCCCAGCCAUGGCAGCCAGGAUCAAGCAGAUCAAGCCCCUUCUGUCAGCCUCCUCUAGAUUAGGCCGUGCCUUGGCUGAACUAUUUGGGCUGCUGGUUAAGCUGUGUGUGGGUUCUCCCGUACGGCAACGUCGGAGCCACCAUGCCGCUAGCACCACUACUGCUCCCACCCCUGCUGCUCGCUCAACAGCCUCUGCGCUGACCAAGCUGCUUACAAAGGGGCUUUCUUGGCAGCCCCCACCUUACACCCCCACGCCCCGUUUCCGUCUGACUUUUUUUAUCUGCUCUGUGGGCUUCACAUCCCCAAUGCUGUUUGAUGAGAGGAAGUAUCCCUACCACCUUAUGCUGCAGAAAUUCUUAUGCUCUGGGGGCCACAAUGCACUCUUUGAGACUUUCAACUGGGCCCUGUCCAUGGGUGGCAGAGUUCCCGUCGCUGAAGGGCUAGAGCACCCAGACUUGCCUGAUGGCACAGGAGAAUUUCUGGACGCUUGGCUUAUGUUGGUGGAGAAGAUGGUGAAUCCUACCACCGUGCUGGAAUCGCCCCACUCGUUGCCUGCUAAGCUGCCAGGUGGGCAGAACUACCUGCAGUUCAGUGCGCUGCGUUUCCUUGUGGUGACCCAGAAGGCGGCCUUCACAUGCAUCAAAAACUUGUGGAACCGCAAGCCCCUGAAGGUCUAUGGAGGCCGUAUGGCAGAGUCCAUGUUGGCCAUCCUUUGCCACAUCUUGCGUGGGGAGCCAGUCAUUCGUGAACGCCUUGGCAAGGAGAAAGAGGGCGCUCGCAGUGAGGAGGAGGCUGGGCAGGAGGAGGGUGGGGCUCGAAGGGAGCCUCAGGUGAACCAACAGCAGCUGCAGCAGUUGAUGGAUAUGGGCUUUACUCGGGAGCAUGCUAUGGAGGCUCUGCUGAACACCAGCACUAUGGAGCAAGCCACAGAAUACCUGCUGACCCAUCCUCCACCACUCAUGGGUGGGGUUGUGAGGGAUCUGAGCAUGUCUGAAGAAGAUCAGAUGAUGAGGGCGAUCGCUAUGUCCCUGGGACAGGACAUCCCCAUGGAUCAGAGAGCAGAAUCCCCAGAGGAAGCUGCUUGCCGGAAGGAGGAAGAGGAACGCAAGGCCCGGGAGAAGCAGGAGGAGGAAGAAGCCAAGUGUCUGGAGAAGUUCCAGGAUGCUGAACCCCUGGAGCAAGAGGAGCUUCACAGCUUUACGGACACUAUGCUUCCGGGCUGCUUCCACCUGCUGGACGAGUUGCCAGAUACAGUGUACCGUGUCUGCGAUCUCAUCAUGACAGCCAUCAAACGCAAUGGGGCUGACUACAGAGAUAUGAUUCUCAAGCAAGUGGUGAAUCAGGUUUGGGAAGCUGCUGAUGUGCUGAUCAAAGCAGCUUUGCCCCUGACCACCAGUGACACCAAGACUGUAUCGGAGUGGAUCAGCCAGAUGGCCACCUUACCUCAGGCCUCCAACCUGGCGACACGCAUCUUGCUGCUAACUUUGCUCUUUGAGGAGCUGAAAUUACCAUGCGCUCGAGUGGUGGAGUCAAGUAGCAUUCUCAACAUUUUGAUCAAGCUUUUAGAAGUGGUGCAGCCCUGCCUGCAGGCAGCCAAGGAACAGAAGGAAGUGCAAACGCCAAAGUGGAUCACCCCAGUGCUGUUGCUGAUUGACUUCUAUGAGAAGACGGCCAUCUCCUCCAAGAGGAGAGCCCAAAUGAACAAGUACCUCCAGGCCAAUGGCAAUAACUGGCGCUGGUUUGAUGAUCGCUCAGGUCGUUGGUGUAGCUACAGCGCAAGCAACAACAGUACUAUUGAUACAGCAUGGAAAGCGGGCGAGACCAGUGUUCGCUUCACUGCUGGUCGUCGGCGCUACACAGUGCAGUUCACCACAAUGGUACAGGUGAAUGAAGAAACUGGGAACAGGCGCCCAGUGAUGCUGACCUUGCUCAGGGUACCCCGGCUAAACAAGAGUACCAAGGAAGCCAAUGGACAAGAGCUGGAGAGAACCUUGGAAGAAGGGAAGGAGGUUGAAAGCAAACCAAAGGAGGAGAAGGCAAACGAUAGUCCUGUGCCUGUUGACAGCCUGGCUCCAGAGAAAGAAACAUCUGCAGAUGAGGCCAAGCCCUCAGAGAUCCUCAUCCAGGGUCUGGCUGAGGAAAUGGUGAUGGUGUUGAUUCGGGCCUGUGUCAGCAUGUUGGGUGUGCCUGUGGAUCCAGACACACUUCAUGCCACGUUGCGCCUCUGUUUGCGCCUCACCCGGCACCACAAAUACGCUAUGAUGUUCGCCGAGCUCAAGAGCACACGCAUGAUCCUGGGCUUAACACAGAGCUCUGGCUUCAAUGGCUUCACGCCUCUUGUCACCCUGCUCUUCCGGCACAUCAUUGAAGACCCCUGUACUUUGCAUCACACCAUGGAAAAGGUUGUGCGCUCAGCAGCAACCAGUGGAGCAGGGAGCACAACUUCAGGUGUUGUGUCGGGUAGCUUGGGCUCUCGGGAGAUUAAUUACAUCCUGCGGGUGCUGGGCCCAGCUGCUUGCCGCAACCCUGAAAUCUUCACUGAUGUAGCCAACGGAUGCAUCCGCAUUGCCUUGCCUGCUCCUCGUGGAUCUGUUACUGCUUCAGACGAUGAGUUUGAGAACCUGCGAAUCAAGGGCCCCAAUGCUGUACAGCUGGUGAAAACCACUCCAGUGAAGCCCUCAUCACUCCCCGUCAUACCCGAUACUAUCAAGGAGGUGAUCUACGACAUGCUGAAUGCCCUGGCUGCUUACCACGCCCCUGAUGAAGCCGACAAGUCAGAGCCCAAGACGAGCACUGCUAACCAGGAGGUGAGCCAGAUCCUGCAAGACAUGGGGGAUGACGUGUACCAGCAGUACCGAUCUCUGACCCGUCAGGGCAGCGACUUUGAUUCCCAGACAGGCUUCGGCAUUAACGCUCAGGUCUUUGCAGCUGACAGUACAGCAACUGAGACUCCUCCGUCUGGAACUCCCCAAGGAGAUGCUUCCACUCCUGAAGACUCAAGAGAAAAUAAGAAGGAUAAAGAGGGUGAUAAGGCAACAGAAGAGAACAAACAGAAGGCCAAGGGAAGCAAGCCUCUCAUGCCAACCUCCACCAUCCUGCGGCUGCUGGCAGAGCUUGUGCGUUCCUACGUAGGCAUUGCCACCUUAAUUGCCAACUACAACUACACUGUGGGGCAGUCUGAGCUCAUUAAAGAGGACUGCAGUGUGUUGGCCUUCGUUCUGGACCACCUGCUUCCUCACACUCAGAAUGCAGAAGAUAAAGACACGCCAGCCCUGGCACGCCUCUUCCUAGCUAGUUUGGCUGCAGCAGGUAGUGGUACCGAUGCCCAGGUGGCUCUGGUGAAUGAGGUGAAGGCAGCCUUGGGCCGAGCUCUAGCUAUGUCAGAGAGCACCGAGAAGCAUGCCAGGCUGCAGGCCGUCAUGUGUAUCAUCAGCACCAUUAUGGAGUCCUGCCCGUCCACCUCCAGUUUCUACAGCAGCGCCACAGCCAAGACGCAACACAAUGGCAUGAACAGCGUCAUCCGACUCUUUCUCAAGAAGGGGUUGGUCAAUGACUUGGCCCGCGUGCCCCACAGCCUCGAUCUCUCCAGUCCCAACAUGGCUAACACAGUGAAUGCAGCCUUGAAGCCCCUAGAGACACUGUCACGGAUUGUCAACCAGCCCAGCAGUCUCUUUGGUAACAAAAGUGCCUCAAGCAAGAGCAAGGCAGAGCAGGAUGCUCAAGGAGCAGCACAGGAUGCUAACAGUGGCCCGCAAGAUGCAGGAGGGAGUGGAGAAGUGGAGGCCCCAGAGGAGGACCAUGACGCUGCCCAGGCCGAGGGAGCAGAUGGCGACAUCAUGGAUGGUGAAACAGAGAGCGAUGCUGUGGUGAUUGCUGGGCAGCCUGAGGUGCUGAGCACACAGGAGAUGCAGGUGGAAAAUGAGCUGGAGGAUCUGAUAGAUGAGUUACUAGAGCGAGAUGGUGGCUCGGGGAACAGCACCAUAAUUGUGGGUCGAAGUGGGGAGGAUGAAUCUCAGGAGGAUGUGUUGAUGGAUGAGGCACCUUCCAAUCUGAGCCAGGCUUCCACCUUGCAGGCCAACAGGGAAGAUUCUAUGAAUAUCUUGGAUCCUGAGGAUGAAGAGGAACACACACAGGAAGAAGACAGCAGUGGCAGCAACGAGGAUGAAGAUGACAGCCAGGAUGAAGAGGAGGAGGAGGAGGAGGAAGAUGAAGAUGAUCAGGAUGAUGAAGAGGGUGAGGAAGGUGAAGAGGAGGAAGACGACGAUGAUGGCUCUGAGAUGGAAUUAGAUGAAGACUACCCUGACAUGAAUGCCUCCCCAUUGGUGCGUUUUGAGCGCUUUGACAGGGAAGAUGACCUCAUCAUAGAGUUUGACAACAUGUUCUCCAGUGCCACGGAUAUCCCCCCAUCUCCUGGCAACAUUCCCGCCACUCAUCCACUUAUGGUGCGACAUGCGGACCAUAGCUCCUUGACCUUGGGUAGUGGUUCCUCUACUACCCGAUUGGCACAGGGCAUUGGCCGCAGCCAGAGGACGCUUCGGCAGCUGACGGCUAACACAGGCCACACUAUCCAUGUGCAUUAUCCUGGCACCCGGCAGCCCAACCCACCUCUCAUCUUACAGAGGCUGCUGGGCCCUUCAGCUGCUGCAGAUAUUCUUCAGCUAAGCAGCAGUCUCCCACUGCAGAGUCGAGGUCGAGCUCGCCUCUUAGUUGGCAACGAUGACGUACACAUAAUUGCUCGCUCAGAUGAUGAACUGCUGGAUGACUUCUUCCACGACCAGAGCACAGCUACCAGCCAGGCAGGGACCUUAUCAAGCAUCCCCACAGCCCUGACCCGCUGGACAGAAGAAUGUAAAGUGCUAGAUGCAGAAAGCAUGCAUGACUGUGUUUCAGUGGUGAAAGUUCCCAUCAUCAAUCACUUGGAAGCACUGAGGGACGAGGAGCUAGAGGAACGCAGAGAAAAGAGACGCAAGCAGCUGGCUGAGGAGGAAGCAAAGGGGACCGACAAGGCCAAGGAGGUGGAGGACAAGGAGCAGAAUGCCCAGGGGCCGGUACCCCAGUCAAACAGUUCUGCUGAGCAAAACCUCCCAGAUGGUGCCGCCCACCCGGAUGGCUAUCCUGCAGUCCCGACUGCCGCCGAAGACACCUCGGCUGGCCCCAAGCAGACUCUGGUCACCCUGGAGAGCCCCCAGCAGCAGCAGCAGCAGGCGGCGGCGACAGGGGCAGGAGAGCUCCCCUCUGAGCUGGUGGGGCAGUCCAGCGCCCAAACCUCUGGGCAGCUGCUGAUGCCUGUGGAGCAGGAAGACUCGGGCCCUGGGAGGCCGAGCGCAGAUGCUGAGGCCACGCAGAUGGAGCUUUCACCUGCCCCCACCAUCACCUCCCUGUCCCCGGAGAGGGCCGAAGACUCUGAUGCCCUGACGGCUGUCAGCAGCCAGCUGGAGGGCUCGCCCAUGGACACCAGCAGCCUGGCCUCUUGCAACCUUGAAGAAGGCGUUGGGGAAGGGGGCGGGACCGGCAGUGCAGAGCACGUGGGCACAGGCCCCGGUGCAGCAGCAGCUGAUGCAGUCCAGCAAGGUCCCAAUGCCCAGACCCUUCGGGAGGGCCGGCCUGAUGCCAGCCAGCAGGUGGAUGACGGCUCCCCACCUGCCUCCUUGUCUGAGAGCUCCACCCCCAGGGAUUCUGCUGUGGCCAUCGCAGGAGCUGAUUCUCGGGGCAUCUUGGAAGAGCCACUGCCCUCCACCAGCAGCGAGGAAGAAGACCCCUUGGCAGGGAUAAACCUCCCAGAGGGUGUAGACCCGUCCUUUCUGGCUGCGUUGCCUGAUGAUAUCCGGCGUGAGGUGCUGCAGAAUCAGCUGGGAAUCCGGCCUCCUGCUCGAACUGUUCCUACCACUACGGCUACUACUCCAACCCCUCCUGUGGUGGGCAACCCUGGUGUGACUGAAGUCAGCCCAGAGUUCCUGGCUGCACUGCCACCUGCAAUCCAAGAGGAGGUGCUGGCUCAGCAGCGGGCAGAACAGCAGCGGCGGGAAUUGGCCCAGAGCACCAGCUCGGACACACCCAUGGAUCCCGUGACCUUCAUUCAGACAUUGCCCUCCGACCUGCGCCGCAGCGUGCUGGAAGAUAUGGAGGACAGCGUCCUGGCUGUCAUGCCUCCUGACAUUGCUGCUGAGGCGCAGGCUUUGAGGCGUGAGCAGGAAGCGCGCCAGCGCCAGCUCAUGCACGAGCGCCUCUUUGGCCACUCCAGUACCUCAGCCUUGUCGGCCAUCCUGCGAAGCCCAGCCUUCACAAGCCGACUGAGUGGAAACAGAGGGGUCCAAUAUACACGCCUAGCUGUACAGAGAGGAGGUGCCUUCCAGAUGGGCGGUAGCAGCAGCCACAGCAGGCCCUCUGGCAGCACCGUGGACAGCCUGCUGCGUUUGCGUGGGCGCCUUCUGCUAGACCACGAGGCCCUGUCCUGCCUGCUGGUACUUCUUUUUGUGGAUGAGCCAAAGCUGAACACGAGCCGGCUGCAUCGAGUGCUACGGAACCUCUGCUACCACGCGCAGACACGGAGCUGGGUAAUCCGUAGCCUGCUGUCCAUCCUGCAGCGCAGCAGCGAGAGCGAGCUGUGCAUAGAGACUCCUAAAGGAGCUGCGGCCCCUGAUGACAAAGGCAAGCGGACCACCAAGGCUUGCGCCACUGACAGUCGGCCGCUGGACCUUCUGCACAAGGUGGAGUCCAAGAGCUCGGGGCAGCUGUCAUGGCUCUCCGUCUCGAUGGAUGCUGCCCUGGGCUGUCGAACCAACAUCUUCCAGAUCCAGCGAGCAGGGGGGCGGAAGCACACAGAGAAGCAUGCUGCUGCUGGUUCCACCGUUCACAUACACCCCCAGGCAGCCCCUGUGGUCUGUCGACACGUCCUCGAUACUCUCAUCCAGCUUGCCAAGGUGUUUCCCAGCCACUUCACACAGCAGCGGACCAAAGAGACCGGCUGCGAGAGUGACCGAGAGCGGGGCACCAAGCCGUUGGGCAGCCCUUGCCUGGGCCAGAUAGGUGCUAGUGGCCUUUCCACCGACUUUUGGGACUUGCUGGUCAAACUGGACAACAUGAACGUUAGUCGCAAGGGCAAGAACUCCAUCAAAUCUGUGCCUGUGAGCUCCGGCUCAGAGGGGGAGAGUUCCCCCAACAGCCUGGAGGCCUCUCCUCUGGGCCAGUUGAUGAACAUGCUGUCCCAUCCGGUCAUCCGGCGGAGCUCCCUGCUGACCGAGAAGUUGCUACGCCUGCUUUCUCUCAUCUCCAUUGCUCUGCCUGAGAACAAGGCCACAGUUGAGGGAACAGCCAACCACGCUGCUGCUGCCGCCGCCGCCGCCACCGCCACCACCAUCCCAGCACCUACCCCUGCCCUGGCUGCAGCUGCUGUGGCUGCCGCCACUGCAGCAGCCACCGCUGCUUCCAUUGCCACCUCUGGUGCCACCACAGUAACCACCAUGUCUGCUGCCCCCAUCACUGUGACUACUAUUGCAAAAAACAGCAAAUCACCAGCCAAGGUGAGCGACGGUGGAGGUGGGUCUGACAGCAAAAUGGCAGCUUCGGGCCUAACGGAGAACCAGUUACAGCUCUCUGUGGAGGUGUUGACGUCUCACUCCUGCUCUGAGGAGGGCCUAGAAGAUGCCGCCAAUGUUCUGUUGCAGCUGUCGCGAGGCGACCCAGCCACACGGGACACCGUGCUCAAACUCCUGCUUAACGGGGCUCAUCAGCUGGGCUACACUCUCUGCAAGCAGAUAGGUACUCUUUUGGCCGAGCUACGCGAGUACAACUUGGAGCAGCAGCGUCGAGCCCAGUGUGAGUCUCUGUCUCCAGAUGGGCUUCCUGAGGAGCAGCCUCAGACCACCAAAUUGAAAGGGAAGAUGCAGAGCAGGUUCGACAUCGCUGAGAACGUGGUGAUUGUUGCCUCACAAAAGCGCCCGCUGGGUGGCCGGGAGCUCCAGCUGCCCUCCAUGUCUAUGCUCACCUCGAAGACAUCUACUCAGAAGUUCUUCCUUCGGGUGCUGCAAGUCAUCAUCCAGCUUCGAGAUGACACGCGCCGUGCCAACAAAAAGGCAAAACAGACAGGCAGGCUAGGUACUUCCGGUCUGGGCUCAGUUAGCAGCAUCCAGGCCGCUGUUCGGCAGCUGGAGGCUGAGGCUGACGCCAUUAUACAAAUGGUACGUGAGGGUCAGAGGGCCCGGAGGCAGCAGCAAGCAACAACGUCGGAAUCAACCCAGGCAGAGGGCUCUGCGCGAAGAGAGGAAUCACCCAUGGACGUCGACCAGCCAUCGCCCACUGCACAAGACAACCCAUCAGCCGUCUCGGAAAGCCCCCAGCAGGGAGAGAAGGAGGAACGUCCUCCGGAUCUGCCGCUGCUCAGUGAGCAGCUCAGCCUUGAUGAAUUGUGGGACAUGCUGGGCGAGUGUCUGAAGGAGCUGGAAGAAUCCCAUGACCAGCAUGCUGUGCUUGUACUGCAGCCUGCGGUGGAGGCCUUCUUCCUGGUGCAUGCCACAGAGCGAGAGAGCAAGCCACCCGUGCGUGAUACCCGGGAAAGCCAGCUGGCUCACAUCAAGGAUGAACCCCCGCCCCUUUCGCCCGCCCCACUGACCCCGGCUACACCCUCUUCCCUUGACCCCUUUUUCUCUCGCGAGCCCUCCUCCAUGCACAUCUCCUCCAGCCUUCCCCCAGACACACAGAAGUUCCUCCGCUUUGCAGAGACUCACCGGACAGUCCUGAACCAGAUCCUGCGCCAGUCCACGACCCACCUGGCUGAUGGCCCCUUCGCUGUUCUCGUUGACUACAUACGUGUGCUGGACUUCGAUGUCAAACGGAAGUAUUUUCGGCAAGAGCUGGAGCGACUAGAUGAGGGGCUCCGGAAAGAAGACAUGGCUGUGCAUGUGCGCCGGGAUCAUGUUUUCGAGGAUUCUUACCGGGAAUUGCACCGCAAGUCACCUGAGGAAAUGAAAAAUAGAUUGUACAUAGUAUUUGAGGGGGAAGAGGGCCAGGAUGCUGGAGGUCUGCUGCGUGAGUGGUACAUGAUCAUCUCACGAGAGAUGUUUAACCCCAUGUACGCCCUCUUCCGAACGUCGCCUGGGGACCGAGUCACUUACACCAUCAAUCCUUCCUCUCACUGCAAUCCAAAUCACCUGAGCUACUUCAAGUUUGUAGGUCGCAUUGUGGCCAAGGCUGUGUAUGACAACCGGUUAUUAGAGUGCUACUUCACCCGCUCCUUCUACAAACACAUCCUGGGCAAAUCAGUCAGGUACACAGAUAUGGAGAGUGAGGACUAUCACUUCUACCAGGGCCUGGUGUACCUCCUGGAGAACGACGUCUCCACUCUGGGCUAUGAUCUCACCUUCAGCACUGAGGUGCAAGAAUUUGGUGUGUGUGAGGUGCGGGACCUGAAACCAAAUGGGGCCAACAUCUUGGUGACAGAGGAGAACAAGAAAGAAUAUGUGCACCUGGUGUGUCAGAUGCGAAUGACAGGAGCAAUCCGCAAGCAGUUGGCGGCCUUCCUGGAGGGCUUCUACGAGAUCAUCCCCAAACGCCUCAUCUCCAUCUUCACAGAGCAGGAGCUGGAGCUGCUCAUCUCGGGGCUGCCCACCAUUGACAUCGAUGACCUGAAAUCCAACACUGAGUACCACAAAUACCAAGCGAAUUCUAUCCAGAUCCAGUGGUUCUGGCGAGCACUACGCUCCUUUGACCAGGCAGACCGGGCAAAGUUCUUGCAGUUUGUCACGGGCACGUCCAAGGUGCCUUUGCAAGGCUUUGCUGCCCUCGAGGGCAUGAACGGGAUCCAGAAAUUCCAGAUCCACAGAGACGACCGCUCUACAGACAGACUGCCUUCUGCUCACACAUGUUUCAACCAGCUGGACCUCCCUGCCUAUGAAAGCUAUGAGAAGUUGCGUCACAUGCUGCUACUGGCCAUCCAGGAGUGCUCGGAGGGCUUUGGCCUGGCAUAAGGAUGGCUCCAGCGGCCAUAUUUUUCUACUGUCAGACUUGGGGAGCAACGGGAGGGAGUGGAACCGAGUGAUGCUCCUUUUCCAACCACCUGUGUGUGUGUGUGCGUGCCCUGCUGCCCCCUUACUGAAGAGAGCCAGAGACCCCCAGCCAGUCAGCUGUCUUUGGAGGCGGGGCUGGGGUGCAACCUGGAGAGAAAGACAAAUUAUAUAUAUAAAUAUAUAUAUAUUUUUUGGUUUAGUUUGCAUUUCUUAAUUUGUGCUUGGAAUGUGUUGAUGAGGCGGCGGGAGGGAGCAUUUGAAUUCUUUUGUUGGUCUCUUCCCUGGCACCCAUUUGCUGCUUGGAAGGAACCGAAGGUUUAAAAAAAUUCCAAAAAAGGAAAAAAAAAUUAAAAAAUAAAAGCGCA
Eublepharis macularius is the source of this 13941-nucleotide messenger RNA. It is a transcript of the gene HUWE1, whose product is annotated as HECT, UBA and WWE domain containing E3 ubiquitin protein ligase 1. Bases 254 to 13537 code for a protein of 4427 amino acids. The record is from RefSeq and is a predicted model, not a curated record. Gene Ontology annotation, molecular function: ubiquitin-protein transferase activity; zinc ion binding; protein binding. The transcript has 84 exons. Lineage: Eukaryota; Metazoa; Chordata; Lepidosauria; Squamata; Eublepharidae. Gene Ontology annotation, cellular component: Golgi membrane; nucleus. Gene Ontology annotation, biological process: protein polyubiquitination; proteasome-mediated ubiquitin-dependent protein catabolic process; Golgi organization.